AUGAAUGUGGAUCCACCUUGCUCCCAAAGCCAACCUUGCCCCGAAGCAUCAGAUUCUAGAGAUUCUUCACCAACACCUGUGAUCUGUGGGCCUGAAGAAAAGUAUCCAUCCCUGCAGAUGUCUUCUGCUGAGAUGCCACAUGCAGAGACUGUUUCUCCGCUUCCUUCUUCCACGGAUGUGCUUAUUCAGGGCAGCCCCGGUUCUUCCACCAGUCCCAAAGUAAAACUGCCUGCUUCUGCAGAGAAGAGCACAGUGAAAAAGGAAGAGAAGGUAAAGAAACAGAAGACAAGGACCGUCUUCUCUCCCACCCAGCUGUGUGUUCUCAGUGAUAGAUUCCAGAGACAGAAAUACCUCAGUCUCCAGCAGAUGCAAGAGCUUUCCAGCGUCCUCAACCUUAGCUACAAACAGGUUAAGACCUGGUUCCAGAACCAGAGAAUGAAAUGUAAGAGGUGGCAGAAAACCAACUGGCCAAAGAAUAGCAACAGUGCGGCUCAGAAGGGCUCUGCACCUACAGAAUACCCAAGCCUCUACUCUUCCUAUCACCAGGGAUGCCUGGUGAACACAUCUGGAAACUUUCCUCUGUGGAGCAAUCAGCCCUGGAAUAAUCCAGCUUGGAGCAACCAAACCUGGAACAGCCAGUCUUGGAGCAACCAUUCCUGGAACAGUCAGACCUGGUGCACCCAAGCCUGGAACAAUCAGGCCUGGAACAACCCGUUUCAUAACUGUGGAAAAGAAUGUCUGCAGCCCUGCAUGCAGUUCCAACAAAGUUAUGCCAGUGAUGUGGAGUCCACCAUGCAAACCACUGGGGAAAGCCAUAAUGUAAUACAGCAAACCACUAAGUAUUUUAGUAACACACAAACCAUUGAUUUAUUUUUAAAUUACUACAUGAACAUGCAGCCUGAGGCUGUGUGA
Messenger RNA from Cynocephalus volans (Philippine flying lemur), 912 nucleotides. Its product is annotated as homeobox protein NANOG-like. Gene Ontology annotation, molecular function: RNA polymerase II cis-regulatory region sequence-specific DNA binding; DNA-binding transcription factor activity, RNA polymerase II-specific. The record is from RefSeq and is a predicted model, not a curated record. The transcript has a single exon. The coding region runs from base 1 to 912 and encodes 303 amino acids. NCBI's taxonomy places the organism in Eukaryota, Metazoa, Chordata, Mammalia, Dermoptera, Cynocephalidae. Gene Ontology annotation, biological process: regulation of transcription by RNA polymerase II.